AUGGAGAACUACAUCGGCAGCGAUGCGUACGGCUACGGCUUUCUGGCCAACAAGGCCGUCUGGCACAACAAGGCGAAGCUGCAUUCGUACGGUGAGAUCUUCAAACAGGGUGACAUCAUUCAGGUCACUUUAGACUGCAACGCCAGAACGCUCGCUUUCAGUCGCAACGGCGAAUACCUGGGCAUCGCAGCGUCCAAUAUGCGCGCAGGGAUCGGUCGGUCUGGGGCCAACGGCGGGGAUUCAAACUGCAAGUGGUAUCCAGCCUUUUCGAUGUACAACAUGGACGACAAAGUCACGUUGAUUCCACCACCCGCUGUGUCGGUUUUCAACGGCAAGGACGGUCGGCCACAGAACGCAUCGACCUUUGAGCUUAUUGAUGCGAUGCAGGAUGUGUUGGCGUAUCAAAGUCACAGCGCGUAUGAAGCGUUUGAAGAUUGGAGGCGCGGACGAAAAAUAUUCCGCGAGAUCUCGCUUGGACAAAUAAUUGCGAUCGACAAAAGUAAGGCUGCCACCGAGAAGUACGGAUUGGCAGCAGGGGACUCUGUAUUUACCUCGAAAGGCCAGUGUACCGUUCUCGGUGAGUAUCGCCAUGAAUUGUGGUACGAAGUGGACGAAGCAGGCAGCUCGUCUCUCUUUGGAUCGACUACAGCUCAGCUCGCUUCUUGGAGCUUAGGCGCUUGUCGGGAGAUGUUGGCGUCACCGGAUGAAUAUCCAGUCCACCACCACCAUAAGUACAAGCUGGAGCUGGAGAGCAAGACUGGGGACGAAGCACAGACUGUGGGUUCUGCUAUGGAGCAGCAAGACUGGGCUACCAAAACUAGCGAAGAGGAGGCAAUUCCUUACCAAGAAUUCGUCGAGGCCCAAGAGCGGUGGGGUGAUAGCGGCGUCAGUGCUGCUGAGCUCGAUGCUAAGCUCAUUGCUGAACUUGAUGCUAUAGCGUCACAACAAGCUUCCAGCAGUUCAUGGGCUUUGUCGUUUGCCGACGUCUCGACAGCUCUGCUCUUGGAGAGGAUUUAUGAAGUUCACGGCAUUUCAGCAGAGCGAGGAUCGAGCCAAACAAUCGCUCGGAUUGGCUUGCUGCUCUACGUGAAUCGGUGCCUCUAUAAUGUAUCUCGGCUCGCUGUAUCAAGAAAUAUUUAUGCAACAUCUAUUGGAAGGCCUGGGAGCUCCGAUGCAUUAUCAAGUGAGCAGAACACCAGCAAGUCGCUACCUGCUAUGCUCACUACGGAAUGCAACCUGGUGUCACCCGUUGCAGCCCUGCUGAACUCGCCGCUUUGGAGACUUAGUGACUCGUCUGAUUUCAACUUUAUCUCUGCAUUGGCUGCGACACUGCUAUUUGCCUCACAAAAGGAGAGACUUAUCGGUGAAGAGCUCCGAGCAACAAGGACAACCAGUCGUUCAUCUGAGAAUCUACAAGAAUCAAGACAUAACGAAGAGGGUGGAGUGGAUAAUGAUCUUCCGGUAGUCAAGAUAAAUUAUUUGCUCCUCCCGCCAACUCCGUUCUGGGAGUGUAGCUCUAGCUCUAGACGUACCAGCCUUCGACUACCACCCUCCACUGAGACGUCGGUAUUCGUGCAGUUAGCGACACAGUUGGCUGCUCAAGAUGCUCGCCAGUGGAGACGCGAGUCCUCGCAACCAUUUGAAGCGAUCCCUAUCUCGCAGACGUUCCAGAUUCGGAUCGAUAAAUCUUCCGCCGAUCCGAGCAAGGAGACGACAAGUCAGCAGCAGCCAGACGACGAUGAAGAUGACGAUCAGCUCCAGCAGCCGUCAUCAAAGCAGACUGCGAAGUACUUGCAGCUUUUCGAGAAUGUUAUGCGAGAAGUUCAAUCGCCGAGUUUCCCGCUAUUUGCACCGGUUGAGUCGCCUCGAACGACUAGUCGAGCGUUGCAGGACAAGCUCGGCUCAACUCUUCAGCUUGACAUCAACGUGGAUCUCUUCUCGCCCUCCGCAUUGGCUCAAUCUCGAGUGCGGAUCCCUCAACUGCUACUCUGGUACUUUGGCGUUGGUCAAUGCCUCGGAAUUGCAUGGCGGAGUAAGGUCCUCUUACCGCUGCAGUUCCUCUCGAGUGCGUUUUGGAACGAGCUAGCUGCCCCCAUCGAUCGAGUUGCUCAAGUUAACGGAGACAGUGAUGAUCGGUCUGCUGCUCGUACGGCAGCUAUCCGUGCGGUCCGCGACGGGCUCUUCUCCAUCGUCCCAAGUCGAUGUGUUACGCUGAUGAGCGGCAACAAUCCGAGCCUAAGAGAACGUCUAUCGGAUGUGGAUGUCAACUACGUCGUCAGACUAGAACGCCAUGCUACCUACUCCGGGCCGCGCCAAGAUCGCCACGACAUGUUCUGGAAGGUCGUGAGCGCCUUCACAUCGCUCGAGCGGCGGAUGCUGGAGCAGUUCAUCAAUCCAGACCGACGAACCGAUAUGAAGCAGCUCGAGUCAGGGACCGAGACACCGUCGAAAUUUGUUCUGGAAAUCGCGGACGCUUUGGCCGACGGUCGAGACCACCCCGACUCGUGCUACCCCGUUGUCGUACAGAUUGGCCCGCACUCGAGUCGACUUCAUCUGCCGGCCUACUCGUCGGCUCAGACGCUGCGUCACAAGCUUAUGCUCGCCAUGACGAACAUCCCAUUCAUGUAG
This is a messenger RNA of Phytophthora sojae, 2628 nucleotides long. RefSeq lists its product as hypothetical. The transcript has 2 exons. NCBI's taxonomy places the organism in Eukaryota, Oomycota, Peronosporomycetes, Peronosporales, Peronosporaceae. Gene Ontology annotation, molecular function: protein binding; ubiquitin-protein transferase activity. The record is from RefSeq and is a predicted model, not a curated record. Bases 1 to 2628 code for a protein of 875 amino acids.